AUGACCGGACAUAGGCCUGAGAGCAGCGACGACAUGGGGGGCCUCUGGAAGUUCCGGGCAAGUGGAAAUACUUUGCAUACAGUAGUUUCAAAGCUGACGGCCCUGCAGGUGGAUUUGGUCUCCUACAUGGACGAUCUGGCUGAGGAGAUUGGAGUGAGGCCAAGUCGGCUGUGGCUCUUCUUCACAGACUACCCUCUGUUCAAGAGGGUCCUGUCACUGCAUAUCAGAUCGCAUGUCCCAGGCUCUCAAGACGAGAACGAGGUUGAAGACGAGUCCAAUGCAUCCUCCACUGGACGAUGGUUGAAACUGAUGGUUGCUAUGACAGCCGGAGGAGCUGCUCUGUAUUUCCUCCACGACCGCAGCCCAGACACCAUUUCCAGUCUGAUGUCUAAGAUCCGGCUAAUAACCACAUGA
Messenger RNA from Knipowitschia caucasica, 414 nucleotides. Lineage: Eukaryota; Metazoa; Chordata; Actinopteri; Gobiiformes; Gobiidae. The record is from the annotation of a GenBank genome assembly.